AUGAUGACUGCUGCAUCCAUAGCCUCCAUGGACAUGGAGCUUCUGCUGCAGGAUGAUGUUUUUGCUGACUUCUUCAACACCUUUCUGAACCUUCCUGUUUUUGGCCAGACACCCCUUUACAUCAGUGGCACGGGCCGGUGGUACCUGUGGCCAGAGCUGCCGAGCCACUUGGAUCCCAGCCCCGCGGCUUUGCUGGCUUGGCUGGAAAAGCACCGGCUGCCUCACUUCUGCAAAUCCAGCCUGUGCCUCCACCUCGUCCUCUGCCAGAAGCUGCUGGGCUUCAUUCGCUCGGGGGAAGCAGCAGAGCUCCUGAACUGGUGGAGAGCUGACCAGUGGCUGCUGGAGAGGUGCAUCAGUGGGAGCCACGGCAUGCAGCACUUCCGUGCCUUCGUCCAAGGAUCAGCAGGGGAAGAACUGAUUGACUUCUGGCUCAUCACUGAAAGGCUCCUCGGUCUGGAUGAGUCAGAUGGGCAUCAGAGGGACCUGUUCUUGUCCCUGGUCCACAGGCUGAGAGCCACUCACCUGCGUGAAGGCUCCAGCGUCGUCACCCUCUGCACCACCAUCACCGGAUCUCUGCCGAAAGCCAGGCACAUCCAGUCCAUCAGCACCAGGAGGGACAUCCUGAGCAAGAUGCAGGAACAGGCCCUUUAUGUCAUUCAGAGUUACUGGCUCCCUAAAUUCUUUGUGCACUGCAAGAAGGGAAUGAAGGAAGAGGAAUCAUGCCAGCCUUUGCUCCAGGAAUAUCAGGAACGUUUAUCGGGGGCCUGCAGGCAGGAGCCCCCAGCCUUUUCAGAGCCCAUCCCUAUGAUGCACAUCAAAAGGAGCCAGGGUGUGUCAAUGCCCUACUGCAGCCAGAAGGCCAAAGCAGAGAUCUGGGCUCUGGUCAAGGAGGGGAGAGAAAGCCAAGAACUGAGAAUGGCCACUUUUCAGGUGAAACCAGAGAAGCAGCCAGGGCCAGCUGGGAGCACAGAGGAAUUGUGUCUGGACAAGGAUGCUUUGGGAUCGAUUCCCCAGAAGUCAGAGCAUCCUGCAAAUACUGCCUUUGGAGGCAGAGGAGGAGUAACAUUUCCUGGAAGACCUCAGUCCAGUGCAGAACAGGACCUAGAAAACCUCUGUAAGGAGAAAAUCCUCUCUGACCUGCUUCCCUCUGCAUCCCUUGCCCGGCUGCCAUCCCUGAAAAAGCCAGUCAAGACCUUGGAUUUCCUUCCCUGGGCCCUGUGUGCCGAGUCCUGUGCGGGACGACCCUUCAGAGACUUCCUGCAGCGCCAGAACCGGCCCAUGGAGACUCAUCUCCUGGACCUGUGGCACGACCUGGAGGAGUUUCUGCCCGUGGUGCUGGACUCCAACAGAGAAAACAGCUUCUUCCUGCGCCAUUUGAUUGGGGAAAAGAUCUGCAAGACCUACCUGGAGGAUGACAACAUUGAGAAACUCCCCUUGGAGACCGGGACUCUCGUGAGUUUGUGGAACCAUCUGAUAUGUGGAGAAUUCUCCCCCUGGAUAUUCAGAGCCCAGAAGGAGAUUUGCAAGGUGCUCUGCAGCCUCUAUGAGGAAUUUCUGGCCGAUGAUGACAGGAGGUUCCUCCAGUUCAUGGCUCCAGGGAUGGAUGUCCCCAUGCCCGAGGUGCCGGGCCAUGCUGCUGGCACGGAACAUUUCCCCCUGUCCCAGAGGAUGAACCAGUCCCUGGAGCUGAGCCAGGCCUUGCAUGGCACCAGGAGCUUGGAGAGGGUCUCCUCCAAGCUCUGGCAAUUGCUUGCUGCUCGGGACCUCCAGAAAGGGGGCUCCAUCCAGGCAGAGAUGGAACUGCUCCUGGGCAGUGCUGAGUGCCAGAGGAUGAUGGCAGAUGAGCUGGCUGUGGCUAGCCCAAGCAAGGAAGAGGAACUCCUGCAGCUCAUGAGUGCAGCACUUGCUGUUGCAUCCGAGAGGAUUGCUAGAGAGAAUGCUGCUGCUACUGUGAGGAAGAAGGCAUCUAGAAAACACAGUUUUGAGGAGGAGAACGAGGAGGAUGAGAAGGAAGAGGAGGAAGGAGGCUACCAUCAGCAGAAGAAGCAGAAGCAGACACAGAAGCAAAAAAGGACACACAAGCAGAAGGAACAGCAGCAGGAAGAGGAGGAUUUGUUGUCCUGGAGCAAAAAACCCAAGUCCAGGAGUCAUCAGCAUGUGCAGGAAGGGAGAGAGGGCCUCGAGACACAGAGUAUGAGAUGGGCCUGGGAUGCCAUCCGGGAGCUUGUCAGGAGCUUCUGCAAGUUCCAGAGGGAGAUGGAAAAUCACAAACGCCGUGCAGAAUUUGAGGAGUUUCUCCGUCAGGAGCGAAGAAAUGAGAGGGAAAACUUGCCCAUCAAGGAGAAGAAGAAGACAAGUCCCGCGAAGAGCCCACGCUCCCACAAGGACAAAGCCCGGCCGGAAAAGGCGGUGCUGAUAAAGCGCCGCAUUUUGGACAAACAGCUCAUCGUCGUCAACUUCCUCGUCGACGACCUCCGCUUUUACCUGGAGAUGAACAAGUUUUCCAAGUUGGCUGACUGCAAGGAAGCUGUAGCACCCCACAGCGUGAGGUCAGAAAGGCAUGUUGCCUUUCUCAGAAAGAAGCUCGACAUGAUCAACAGACUCUUCCUGAACUCUGAUAUCCCCCCCAAGCUGCGGGUCAACAUCUCUGAGAAAGAGAGGGAUUCAAUCUGUCGUUUAUCUUCCAAGAAGUCACUGACCCGGGCCAUCUACCACAACGCCAAGGUCACCCUCUUCCCCAUCCUGAUGUACUUCUGGAGAAGGUUCUGCACCUGGAAGGUGAUGAGCAGCUUCCACGCCUACCAGGAGGACAGGAGCUCUGGGCUCGUCAAGGGGAACAAGAGAUCCUGGGUCCAAAAGGAGGAGAGGAGCUCUCAGGAGCUCAAACAGCGCAAGGGCCACAAGGAGGGAAAGGUUCCAGCCUCUUCACCUCCUGCAAAAACCCCCUCCAAAGCACCCAAGAAGUUGGUGGCCGUUCCCUCUGCUACACGUUAUGCUCCAGGUAAAAGGCCUGUCCUGAUCUUCACGCUGUCAGAGGGCCUCGAGCUCCUGGAACCACGGCCCCAGAAGAAAGCUGAGCCUUCAGAGGAGCAAAAAGGUGAGGCAGGGCUGAAAGGGGCCCUCCUGCUCCUGCGGGCUGCGGGGAUGGGAGCCAGGCUCGAGGGCUCCCUGCAGCAGCCCACGGAACUAAGGGAACCUCAGCCCUCCCUCGAGCAGCUCUCCCAAAACACAGGUGUGAUCCAAGGAAGCUGA
Cinclus cinclus is the source of this 3252-nucleotide messenger RNA. RefSeq names its product regulator of G protein signaling like 1 (gene RGSL1). NCBI's taxonomy places the organism in Eukaryota, Metazoa, Chordata, Aves, Passeriformes, Cinclidae. The coding region runs from base 1 to 3252 and encodes 1083 amino acids. The record is from RefSeq and is a predicted model, not a curated record. The transcript has 19 exons.